CGUAUUCAACGCAAAAGGAAGUUUUUGUAACAUCAGUUUCAUAAGCGUGCACAGAAAAAACUAUUGAGUUAGGUUAAUAUUUUUUGAAUAAAUAACCCAUCAAAAUUUCCGUUGAGUUGUGUCUUCCAACAAGUUCUGACAAAACUUUGAAACAGCGCCAAACAAAACAAAACAAAAACGAAAAUUCAUUUGUGUUCAAACUCUCUGACAUCAUCACGUGAUCCUGCUCACUUCUCUUACUCUUAACCCACGCGCCAUUAUUUUCCUUUGACUCAUAUUUACUGUCUACAAUAUCAAUUAUUACAUUUCACACCCCCAUUCUCUCCAUUCCUGAACAACCUUCUUCUCUCACUCCCAGAUCUUCUUCCAAACCAACUUGAAAAUGGGGGUCAUCUCAAGGAAGAUCUUCCCAGCUUGUGAGAGCAUGUGUGUUUGCUGUCCUGCUUUGAGGUCAAGAUCAAGACAACCAGUCAAACGUUACAGAAAACUUCUUGCUGAUAUCUUUCCAAAAUCCCCGGAUGAGCUUCCAAACGAAAGGAAAAUUGUCAAAUUAUGUGAAUAUGCAGCCAAAAAUCCUUUUCGCAUUCCAAAGAUAGCAAAAUAUCUUGAAGAAAGAUGCUAUAAAGAACUGAGAUCUGAGCACAUCAAACUAGUCAAGAUCAUAGCAGAAUCUUUCAAUAAGUUGCUUUCCAUUUGUAAGGCGCAGAUCACAUAUUUCGCUGUUGAUGUGCUUAAUGUAACUUCGGAGCUCUUGGACUAUUCCAAGGACGAGGCUAUUCAGGCACUUGGUUGCCAAUCCCUAACAAGGUUCAUCUACUGUCAGGUAGAUUCUACUUACACUCAUAACAUUGAGAAAUUGGUGAGGAAAGUAUGCAUGCUAUCACAGGAGCCAGGUGAAACACAUGAAAACCGCUGUUUGAGGGCCUCAAGCUUGCAAUGCCUUUCAGCAAUGGUUUGGUUCAUGACUGAAUUUUCACACAUUUUUGCUGAUUUUGAUGAGAUUGUUUACGCCACUUUAGAUAACUAUGAUUGGAGCAGACAAAGUGACGAUGCUGACAUCAGGACAGAGGCUCAUCAUAAUUGGGUGAAUGAGGUUGUCCGUAGUGAAAGCCGGGCUGGUUCUGUUGUUGGUAAUGACAAUCGCUCUAGUUGCUUGAUCAUCCAACCACGACCAGAAGUAAAGGAUCCUUCCCUCUUAACCAGAGAAGAAAUUGAAAAACCAGAAAUAUGGGCUCAAAUAUGCAUUCAAAGAUUGGUUGAAUUAGCCAAGGAAAGCACAACUAUGCGUCGUGUAUUGGAUCCAAUGUUUGUCUACUUUGAUACAAGGCAACACUGGGCUCCUCAGAAUGGUCUGGCAAUGGUGGUUUUAUCGAGGAUGGCCUACUUCAUUGAGAACACGGGGAAUCAACGGUUUAUUCUAGCCUCUGUGAUACAUCAUCUGGACCACAAAAAUGUUAUGAAUGAUCCUCAACUUAAAUCAUAUGUAGUUCAAGUUGCCACAUCUUUAGCCAUGCAGAUUAGAUCAGGUAGACGAUUAGCAGAGAUUGGUUUUGUUGGCGACCUUUGCAGACAUCUAAGGAAAAGUUUCCAGGCCUCCAGUGAAUUUGUUGGAGAACAAGAGUUCAACUUGAAUAUCUCACUCCAAAGUUCCAUUGAGAAUUGCUUACUAGAAAUCGCUAAUGGGGUCAUUGACGUUCAACCACUGUUUGACUUGAUGGCAAUAACCUUAGAAAAUAUUCCAUCUGGUGUUGUUGGAAGAGCAACCAUUGGAUCACUCAUAGUCCUUGCUCGAGCACUCACUUCCGCUUUGGCCAACUUACGUGUGCAGCAGGGGUUUCCUGAAUCUCUUCUCAUGCAACUUCUAAAAGUAAUGAUGCAUACAGACGUAGAAGCUCGCAUUGGAGCACACCUUAUAUUUUCUGUACUUCUUUUACCAAGUUCGUUCCAUACAAACGAAGUUUCCUCUCUGCGGUCUAGAUAUAUGGAUCAGCGCAAUAAAAGGAAUUCUCAGACUGCAACUGCAUCUGCUUCAAUCACAGCUUUACUUGAAAAGCUCCGCAGAGGCAGAGAUGGUACCAAUGUUGCAGAUCAUGGGAACGUUGUUCACGAUGACAAAGAAAGGGAUACGGUCACAGAAGAAUGGAAGCAGGGCUGUGGCUUGAAGACUUCCCCUAACUUUUACAAACUCAGCUCAAUCAUUGAUAGGGCUACAGGAUCCCAAAGUUUGACUGAUGUGGAACCAUAUGUUAUGAAGCUAAGUGAAGAUCAAAUGGGCCAGCUUCUUUCUGCCUUUUGGAUUCAAGCCAAUCUUCCUGAUAACUUACCUUCAAAUAUUGAAGCUAUAGCUCAUUCAUUCAUAUUAGUGCUAAUUGUUUUACGCAUAAAGAACCUAAAAGACAGAGAUAACCUAGUGAUCCGCUUCUUCCAGCUUCCUCUGUCUCUCUGGACUAUGUUGUUGGACCCAAGUAAUGGAACUUUGCCUCCCGCAUGUCAAAGGUCUAUCUUUGUAUUAUCUGUUGGGAUGCUGGUAUUUGCCUGCAAAAUAUAUCAGAUUCAUGAUCUGAAUGAUGUGCUCACAUUGUUGGCAAAAUCUGAAGUUGAUCCGUUCUUGGGUAUCAGCGACGACAAUCAAGUAUAUGCUAAGAUCAAUGUGGAUUUGAAAGAGUAUGGUACUGCUUCUGAUAAUCAAUUAGCCAUGUCAACAUUAUCUGAGUUGAGGAACAAAAUAUCUGAAUAUCACCAGACCAUAAUGAAUGCUUUGAUUCAUAAUUUGACAAACUUUACUGAGCUGGAUGCAGAUAACCUGACUGUGCUACUGUCAGAGACAUUCAAGCCUGAUGAAGACUUUGUGUUUGGUCCACAGUCAAUUCUUGAUCAGAAUCAAAUGACUUAUUAUUCUCAAGAGUCGUUGUCGGUUGAUGAGGAUUUUCCUUCAAAUUCAGGAGGUGAAGACGACAAUAUCAGUGAAGCUUCUGUCUCCGACCUUUCUCGAUUCAUUCCAAAGAUGCCUGUAUCCCCUCCCCAGCCUCAUGUUAUCAGCAUUGGGCAACUUAUGGAAUCGGCACUGGAGGUAGCAAGUCAUGUGGCAGGAACAUCCGUCUCCACUUCGCCUCUCCCAUAUAACGCUAUGGCUAGUCAGUGUGAAUCGCUUGGGACAUGUUCACGGAAGAAGCUUUCAAAUUGGUUGGCCUUCGAGAACCAUUACACUCAAUCACCUGAUAAGUCGUUUCUGGCCUUUGCUCGUAACAGUAACGCAGCACUCGAAAAGGAAGCAUAUGAGGAUGGGAAUCCUCAAGUAGCAGCAUUGCCAAGGGACCCCAUGAAGUUGCCUCCUGCUAGCCCAUUUGAUAAUUUUCUCAAGGCUGCUGGUUGUUAACUAGCUAUCUAGGUUAACAUGUUUCAUGUUUAAAUCUACUAUGUUAAUUCUAGUUAUUUUAGUAGAAAUGAAUUUCUAGGAAUGGUAGGCUUGACAAACCUUUAAUUAUCAUUUAUAGUUCUUCUAAGGACUAUGUAAAUCUUGGAACUUAAGCCAUGUAAUCUUUGUAUUAUAAUAACUAACAAUUUCUUAACUAAACAGUUUGUGGUAUAUGCCUAUAUGGAAUCUUGAUCUGUUUUGGGUGGGCCA
This is a messenger RNA of Medicago truncatula (barrel medic), 3625 nucleotides long. Its product is annotated as protein SEMI-ROLLED LEAF 2. The record is from RefSeq and is a predicted model, not a curated record. The coding region runs from base 383 to 3376 and encodes 997 amino acids. The transcript has 20 exons. Lineage: Eukaryota; Viridiplantae; Streptophyta; Magnoliopsida; Fabales; Fabaceae.